CGGAGGAACCGAAGCCUGAGCGACCAGUGGCACAAAACGACUACAGAAAGCUCCAAGAAAUGCCUUUUCACAAGAUCCUGAAUCUAAAUCAAUUGCCAGAAGGACGUGGUUUCGUUAGUUGCAUGGAAAAUUGGUUCUUAUGGAAUCAUCUACGGUUUCUUCUAGGUUCCGGUUUAGAGACCACCGGCAACCGGAGGAUUCACCCGAUUCUGGCACCAGCUCUGACUUGUCUUCCGUGUCAAGCGAAAGAGACGAGGAGUCCGAGCUCGAAUCUAUGAGCGGUAAGGGUAUAAGGCGUCUUUGUACGGAGCUGCUGGAAAUAAAGGCAGCAUCAGAUGAAGAUUUUCAUAGAAAUAUUUUCUCUAAUUAUUCAGCUUUUGUUGGAAUAUUUGAGGAAGUAAAAGACAUGGAGAAGGAAUUGAUGGUAUUGAGAACCCAUGUUUCAACACAAAAGAGGCUUGUAAAAGAUCUGAUUGAUGGUGUUUAUCAGAAAGCUUUGUCAGAGGAAACCAUGGAAUCAAUCACAGAAAAAUUGAAAUGUGAUGAAUUAUCUCCCCUAAAUGAGUUGGAGGCUCGUGUCAGUAAUGUUUCAGAGAACUUGGACGUGCUCUUGUCAGAAAAUAGAGUUGAUGAAGCUAUAGCAAUUUUAGAAAUGGAGGAAGAAAAUUUACAAAAGGUUCAGCUUGAAGACGAUACCCCAUUGGAUGUUUUAAUGCUAUAUAACUCUGCCAUUUCUGAGAGGAAGGCCAUGAUUACAUUGCAGUUAACGCUGGUGGCUGAAAAUUCAAGAAUUUCUGCUGCAGAACUUCAGAAGGCAUUAGUUGGAAUUUGCAGGCUGGGGAACAGUCAUAUAGCUACUCAGUUAUUGCUCAAGUAUUACCAUUCGCGUCUUGCUGCUGGAAUACAUAAUUUGCAAAGUUCAGAGUCCUUUUUACAAGGGAUGUACAUUAAGGAACUUUCAAAUUUUGUUUUUUCUAUUAUUUCUCAAGCAGCAAGGAGCUUUGUAAAGCUUUAUGGAGAAACAUCUCCUUAUGCUUCAGAAUUUAUCCAAUGGGUUCAAGAGGAAAUCGAAGUAUUUGCCUUUUCUUUUACCAAAUAUGUUAAAUCUGUCUCAGAAAUAACUGAUGGACUUUCUGCAGCAGUAGAAGCUGUGCAAGUUGCAAUCUCAUAUUGCUCUUUGUUAGAAACCCAAAGAUUAAUGUUGCAGCCAUGCUUGAUCAGGCAUCUUCGCAAUUGCAUGGAGGAUGUUUUAGAGAUACAUAUAGACCAUUUUAAGAAAGUAAUCAGCAUCAUUACAUCUACCGAUGCUUGGGUUUUGGGCAGAUAUCUUGUGUCUGGAAUCCUGAAUGAAGACUGCUCUUAUGCUGUUGGGCAACAACCAGAAUAUUGCCUGCUCACUAACAGUGGCCGGAAGUUUGUAACUCUCUUGCAGGCUAUCACUCAAGAGAUGAUCCCUUUAGCUGCGAUUCAAAUGGAAGAUUCCAUCCUCGAAGGACUCAGUAACCUCUUCAUGGAGUAUAUAUCCAUCCUGGAAAAAGCUAUGAACUCUAAACUAAAUGUGUCAGAAAAUAGUGGUUCAAAAAUAAUUUUGGCAGAGUCAGUGCUGCAACAAGUUUCAAUUCUGGCAAAUCUAUCAACUGUUAAUCAUUUCUUCUCUAGCACUGUUGUAAGCUUUUUCAGGGAUAUCAACUGUACUAAUUCGGAGCUAACAGAAAACCAUUCAGUGGCUUGUCAGCAGCAGGAACUUGAUAGUUGUGUAAUGACAAUUCAAGAGGCAUCUGUUCAGCUUAGAACUCAGUUCUUCCAGAAAUUUAUAUGCAAAAUAUUGUCCCUUGAGGUCUGUAAAUGGAACCCAGAAAUACCUGUUGACCGCAAGACUGGUUCCAGCCUGGUACAUGGACUGAUGCCCUCUUCCUUCUUUCAGUUAUUGUUUUUAGAACUGCGGAAAUUAGAUAAACUUGCAGAAGACAAUGUUUUUGAAGUGGAUUGGUUGAUGGAAUUAUCAAGAGACCUAAUUAAGGCAGUUUUCAUCUGGAUUUCAAACAACAAAGAGAUUUGGGAAAUUAAAGAAAACUUGACUUUCCAACAUUCUGAUGUUUUGAAUCAGUUUGUGCUAGAUACGCAUUUUCUGGCAGCAGUCACAAAGUACGAAGAAUACUUUCCCAACAGUCCCUUGGCUCUCUCAACUCUCUUGAAAUCAGCCUUUGUUUCUGUUGGACUAGAUCCUGUAAGAGAUGUUGAAGAUGACGGGUGGGCUAUAAAAGCUGCAGCUGAGGCAAUUCAAUGGCUGUUGGAGAUAGAGAAAACCGAAUUGCCUUCAAACUAUGAGCUUGUUAAUGAUUAUGUAGAACCACCUGAAAACCAUUCUGAGCAUGGAAGUGAAACUGUUAUGGAUGAUGCUAGAAGUUCUUUUGAGUUUUUUCCAGUGUCAGAAGAGGAUGCAGAAGCCAUAGAGGCAUCAGAAGUUGCCACCAGGAAACAAAAAGCGAAAUUGAUAAAAGAAUUGGAUUAUUUUGUGUGGUCACAAGAUGCUAUGGAAGACAAGGGUUGUAAUGUUGAAAGGAGUGCAGCAACACAUCCCUUAGACUCUUCUGGAGACUUGGAAGAUAUUGAAUCAAAAAAUGUGGCAUCUGAUAGAUUUCAUUUUGCACAAGAAACUACUUUAUCAGAUCUGUUGUUAUCUGUGGAUAAUGGAGAAACUUCUGAAGAAGGAUUCCCCACUGAAGUGAGUAGGAGCACUUAAAGUUUUGACUCGGCCUGCAAGGUGAGGAUGAACCAGACAGCUUGAAAUUGGCUGCCUGUUUUCCAUUAAAGAUUGUAACAAGAUUCUGCAGAUAACAGUUUGGCUAGCAUUCUAAGCCUUAGAUCAUCGAUGAUGAAGUAAUGGAAGUGUAGAAGACAACGGUAGCGAACUGUCAAUGACUCGUAAGAUUGAAAUGCAAUUUUGAGUUUACAAUUACGAUAUGGUUUUGUUCUACGUAUGUUGUUUUAAUCUUAAAAUUAUAAACUGAACUGAUAAUUCAGUUUCUUUAAAUUAGAUCACAAUUUGUGAUCUUGAAUC
Jatropha curcas is the source of this 3061-nucleotide messenger RNA. RefSeq names its product exocyst complex component EXO84B. Gene Ontology annotation, biological process: exocytosis; Golgi to plasma membrane transport; intracellular protein localization. NCBI's taxonomy places the organism in Eukaryota, Viridiplantae, Streptophyta, Magnoliopsida, Malpighiales, Euphorbiaceae. The record is from RefSeq and is a predicted model, not a curated record. Gene Ontology annotation, cellular component: exocyst.